Catharus ustulatus (Swainson's thrush) is the source of this 9824-nucleotide messenger RNA. It is a transcript of the gene CLVS2, whose product is annotated as clavesin 2. Gene Ontology annotation, molecular function: phosphatidylinositol bisphosphate binding. The coding region runs from base 812 to 1795 and encodes 327 amino acids. The record is from RefSeq and is a predicted model, not a curated record. The transcript is spliced from 5 exons. Gene Ontology annotation, cellular component: membrane. Lineage: Eukaryota; Metazoa; Chordata; Aves; Passeriformes; Turdidae.
GCAGGCAGCCCCGCGCCGGCUGUGCCGUCUGCGAGCCGGGGCGUGGAGCGGAGGAGGGCGCGGGAGGGGGGCACGAGCAUCCUCCAGACCGAGGCUCCUUUCGGCUUUCCGGGCGGGAGGCGCUUCGGCGGCAGUACCGGCGAAGUACCUGCGGAUCGUUUUUCCUCCUCCUCGCUGGCUUUUUUUAGUUUGGUGGUGGUGGUGCUAUUUUUUUUUUUUUUUUUCCCCUUAACCCUCCCUCAGAUCCAGGGAGACGCUUCUGAAGCGGGGCGAGCGCUGAUCUUACGUAAAUGGUGCUGCUCCGGGGAGAGCAUCUCCCCUGCCAGCCCCGGGCCAGGGGAGCAUCCCCGGGCGCCGCUCGCCCUGCCUAGCGACCGGGCUCCUCGCUGCCGCCCUGCCCGAGAUCCGCAGCGGCAGCGGCACCGGCGGGGGCGGGCGGUGAGCAGCAGCCGGCAGCCCGCAGCCCCGUUCCCGGCGGGUUUCGGCGCCUCCGCGGACCGGCUGCGGGGAUGAUGCGGCGCGUUGGAGCCCGCGGCGGGGAGGGCGCUAUGUCAGGGAGAUAACGCGCCUCCGCCAGCAGCCCGGGGGCAGUCUCGGUGCCAGCCCCCCCGGGACCCGGCUGCCUGGGAGCCGCUCGCAUCGCGGUGACGGACUGGCCGCGGCGGCGGGGCCGGGCAGCGGCGGGGCGAGGCCCGGCGGGGCGGGGGAGCGGCGGCCAGCCGUGCCGGGGCACCCCGCCUCCGGGGGGCGAGCGGCCGGGAGGCUGAGGAGCGCAGGCAGCAGAGCCGGGGAGGAGGAGGAGGGCAGCGCCAUGACUCAUUUGCAGGCAGGUCUCUCCCCGGAGACUCUGGAGAAAGCCCGGCUGGAGCUGAACGAGAACCCCGACACCUUGCACCAGGACAUCCAGGAGGUGCGGGACAUGGUCAUCACCCGGCCGGACAUCGGCUUUCUCCGCACCGACGAUGCCUUCAUCCUGCGGUUUCUGCGGGCCAGGAAGUUUCAGCACUUCGAGGCGUUUCGCCUCCUGGCCCAAUACUUUGAAUAUCGCCAGCAAAACCUGGACAUGUUUAAGAGCUUCAAGGCCACAGACCCGGGCAUCAAGCAAGCGCUGAAGGAUGGUUUCCCCGGCGGGCUGGCCAACCUGGACCACUACGGCAGGAAGAUCCUCGUCCUUUUUGCUGCCAACUGGGACCAGAGCAGGUACACCCUGGUGGAUAUUUUGCGUGCCAUACUUCUUUCUUUAGAAGCCAUGAUAGAAGACCCUGAGCUGCAAGUGAAUGGAUUUGUUUUGAUUAUAGACUGGAGCAACUUCACUUUCAAGCAGGCCUCCAAGCUCACACCAAGCAUGCUGAGAUUAGCCAUAGAGGGCCUUCAGGACAGCUUUCCAGCUCGGUUUGGAGGAAUACAUUUUGUCAAUCAGCCGUGGUAUAUCCAUGCCCUCUACACAGUUAUCCGGCCCUUCCUAAAGGAGAAGACACGAAAAAGGAUAUUCCUGCAUGGUAACAACCUCAACAGCCUGCAUCAGCUCAUCCACCCAGAGAUCCUGCCUUCAGAGUUUGGAGGAAUGUUGCCCCCCUAUGACAUGGGGACGUGGGCAAGAACACUGCUGGACCAUGAAUACGACGAUGACAGUGAAUGCAAUGCGGACUCCUACAACACUCCUGCAAAGGAUAUAGAAAAGGACCUCUCUCCCAAAUCCAUGAAAAGGUCUCAGUCAGUUGUGGAUCCUGGGGUGCUGAAACGCAUGGAUAAGAAUGAGGAAGAAAACAUGCAGCCUUUGCUUUCACUUGACUAAAGUUUUUGAACAUUAGACAUGAACUGAGGUGGAAGGCACUGCCUCUCAGCAACAAGCAAGUUAUUGGGAAAGAGUGUAACAGCUGGAAUCCUAUUUUACUCAUGUUAAUGUAGCAUAUUGCCUGAAUUCUGGAUGCCCUUUGGUGAAAAAGAAGUGGAGAAAAAAAAAGAAAAUUAAAUAAAAAAGAAAAGGAAUCAAUAAUUUAUUCUGUAAGUGCCAACUUGUUUGUAAAUACAAUGUAAUCCUCCAAUUUUACUUUGUAAGUUAUGGUAAACAAGUGCUAUGGAAAUGAGUGACUAUUAAUAUGUCAGUGAAGUGCACCAUAAAAAAAGAGAAGAAAACGUGUGUUCUCACAUGCACACACACACAUACACAGAGAGAAACAUACCGAACAAAGAAAAAUAUCAAAGCCAAUUAAAUGUUGUCCUUCCCAUGGGAAGCGAACUAGUACAUUGACUACUGGAUUUUUUCUGCAAUGCUCACAUAGUGUGCCAAGAUAAAGAGGGAAUAUAAGUACUUGGGAGAUGCUGUAAUUAGUGGAAUGUUUCCUAACUGUAGGAAUUGGUUUCUCAAAUAACACUGGUGUUUAGGAUUGUGAUUUAGCAUAAACCAUGUGCAUUGUGAGAAAGAUCACAAGUGAACUGGAACCACCUCUUGGAUAGCUUUGUCAUUUAGCUAUAUGGGUCUCUGAGGUUUCUUCCCAGACUUUUCAUUUACACGAGUAACCUGGCUUGGUACCGUAACCUGGGUGUUGUAAUGUGGGACACAUUGGAGUUACUUCUCUUGCAUUUUGGGUGCACAUCAAGAAUUUUUCCAGAACUCUGUUCUCCCUUGGAGUGAGACAUUAGUUCUCUAAAUACAGCAUAAGAGCUGGUAUCUGAAAGUAAAGCCUGGCAGCAGAGGUUAAUCACUGAAUCCUGUGCACUGGGAGACCGGAUACAUAUAUAUAUAUUUUUACCAAUCUCUGACAAGCAUACAAGGUGACAUUGUUAGAUAAGUAUAUUUCAUUGAAGGUUUAUACAAGAAAUCAUACUUAUUCAAUGUACUUAGAUAUAUUAUAGAUUGUAUAUUGAGACACUGUCGUUAUUAAUAUAGUAAAACUUUCCAUAGAUAACAGCAUCCCACUCCACGCAAGGAUUAAUAUGAAUAAGUUGUAGUCUCAGCCUAUAGUUUAGGACACUGUUGUUUUGGUUGUAGUGUAAAUGUAUAUACUGAACAUGUGCCAUAAUAGAGAAAUACAUUUUACCUCAAAAGGGCAACAGGUUUCACUAGGGAUUGGGUAAAUCAGCUGAAACAUAGGGUCUCUGUUAUCUCUGUGUGCUGGCUGAUGUGCGUGUAGCCUGUGGUAUGCUGAGGCAAGAAUGUAAUUUCUUAUUAGGACUUAAAUCAACAGAGUGGGAAGCCACACAGGGUGACCAUCAAGAAAUCUGAAUAAUUAGAGGUAUUGUAAGAACAUGUUCAGGCAGUGCAGGGAUUAGUUCAGAAAACUAAUUCACAGUGGAGAUGAUAGCUCACAGCAACCCUGCCUCCCAAGUGCUAGAGUUUUAAACACUUCUUCCAUCACUCCAGUGAUGUUUCAAAGUUACUGGCUGUAGGUCACCUCUUCUCACCCAGGAUGAUUACAGUGGUAAGAUUUGGUAGGCUGAGAUGAGUUAAGAGCAGAGAGUGAAAACUUGAAGGUCUGUCGUCUCGAGUUUAGCUGUAACUCCUGUGUUGGCAGCUUCAGCAUUUCUCAGGGCUGAGACGACCCUGAUUCUUCCAGCAUCACCCUUGAUUAGCCGAGGCAACACACAGAUAAAGCCUUCCUCCUUCACAGGUCAUUAGCAGCACUGAUAAACAGUGUAUGCCCUAAUACACCCUCACCUUGCCGGAACUUGUCUGAACAACUCAUUGCCUUUCUGCUUUCCUAAUUCUACUCUCAUGCUAGGGAUUAGGAAACGCAGAGAGGAAAGAUAUGGAUCCUGAACUUAUCAGUCUGUCCCACAACUUGUCAGUAGUAGAAACUGUCCUAAUACUACUUCUGUGGUUUGAGAGACUUGAAAAAAUGAUCACUUCUUAUGUACUAUUUUAUUCAGUUCUGGUUUUCACAUUCCUUGUAAAAUCAUGAUGUAUAAGUGAGAUGUGUCUCCAGUACUUGCAUAAGUGCCAUAUUUGAAUGUAUGUUAUAUAUUUUCACACUUCUGGUUAGUAGACUAGUAUGUUGCCAUAGGUAUGAUUUAAAAAUUCGUAUCAGAUAAACCUAAAACAUCUGUAGAAAUUUUCUCCUUAUAAGGGCUUCAGGAUUUAGUCAGUACUCCACAUGUAUACAAGCUGGUGAUCAAAAUCUUCAUAGAUCCUUUUAGAUACAUGGACCAGAGUUGUGUAAGACAGCAGAAUGCUGAUUUCAGACUACACUACCUGUCUAAUCAAAAGAUGCAAGUCUAUUCCACAGUAUGAAACUUAAACUUUGUUUCGAAGAUUAUAAAUUUUUGUUUGAAAAUCUGUUAUUUGUGCACUUAACUGUAAUUUUAUGUAAUAUUUUCUGAUGUCUGAUUUCAAUUUUAAGGUAAUGAGUAUUAAUACAUUCUUUCCAGAAAGUGAAAGUUGGAUAUAUUAUAAUUUUGUGUAACUGGGACCUCAUCUUUUAGCAAGAACAAAAUUGCUUUUUCAAUAAGAUUCUCUUUGUUGAAGAGUUGGGCUACAGGUCUUCUUGGCUGCAGCUUUUAUUUCACUGAAGCAAACUCUGACAGUGGUAAUUGCAGUUGUGACAUUGAAAAAGAAUAUGGAAAUGGGUAGGAGAAAUAAAUAUACUUUACCUACUCUCAGUAUUCUUUGAAGGCAUUUCUCUUUUACAUAUCAGGGUACAUAAAGGGUUCCGCCUUUCUUGUAGAAAAUCUUUAUAGGUAGCUCAAUUUUUAUUAGAUGAAUUUGGACUGAAAACUUUUUCCAAUCUUUAUUACCAUAGGAAUUGCAGUCUAAUUUUUAUAGCAGAAUUGAAGUGCUGAAACCAGAAUGCAUAUGCUUGGGAGGAACUCCUCUUAAUUUCUUACCUUUCUUGUGUAUUGGGUAGAACAAAACUUUGUUGUGAUUAUGCAUGCAAGUAUGCAUAUAAAAAUAUCCUGCAAUAUGAGGAACUUAGUGGAGAAACUGGAUAUACCUGUCCAACUAUGAAAAUAAAAGGAGGGUUAAAAAAAAAGAGUAAAAAUUGAUAGUUUUGGGCCUUUGAUAAGAUCUAAAAUUAUCCUCUUACUUUUCCAAGAUGUUUAAAAAUAUAUGGAAAAGUUAAGGAAACUUCCAUGACCAAAACCUCCUUGUAAUCAGAGAUGUCAGUAGACUCUUGGCUUUAUAGAGACAGGUAAUCACACCCACUAAGCUCCAACAAAUACACAGACUCCCUCCGAAUAGUUAUUAGUUGUAAAAUAGCUUGAGAUGUCUUUAGAGAAAUGUAAAUUUACUGUAUAGCAUAUUUAAAAAGAUGUUUUGCACUCUACAAACAUGCUAUGCCUAGUCACAAACUGAACACAGAAUUAAGGAAAAGAGGAGAAAAGGGACCUCCAAAGGUCACUGAUAUGUGGAGGAGCAGAUUCACUUUAAUGUCGCUCUCAAAUGUUUUAGCUCAGUACCUUGCAUGGAAUGCUCUUUGUAUUAUUUAAUCACAGUCACAGCCAAGCCUAAGCACAUUACCUGACAAAAUUGUAACCUGACAGUAUUUUAUUCAUGCCUUUUAUUACUUUCCUGUUCUGUAUGGGAAAUUAAAGUUUGUCAAGCAUCAUAAGGACUAUCAUUUAGCAUUACUUGGAAAACACUUUGCAAUAAGCUUUGGUCAUAUCCCUGUUAUUAUAUUGUUUCUGUUAUGAUUAUCAAUGUAUGUGUUUGUCAAGUUUUUUUAUAAAGUCACAUUUGAAAGAGCAUGCAAGAGAGAAAAACCAAAAUCAAUGAGGCUUUAGGAUUUUAUUUAGAAUAUUAAAAUGGGAUUUUAGGGAGGUGCUGUGUUUGGAUUUUAUAAUGUUUAAUUGUGUCUUGGGAAUAUCCUGCUGUGCUAUUGGCAUUGUUGGGUUCCAAGACAAAUUUGGUAGAUAAAUAUCAACAUGAAAGACAAGAGCAAAGGUCUCGAAGGAUUGUACUGAAAAAAAACAAUCACAUGGCUAGCUGGAUCAGGUCCCUCUAAAGAAAGGUAUUUUGCAAUUAGCCUGUAUGUGUGUACUUCUGGUGCUGAGAAUAGUUCUUUUGUCCAAAAACUUCAAAAUAUUCUAUGAAAUUGAGAAAAUAAUAGUUAUCGCAUUUCUCAGGUAGUAAAACAGGAACACAGUGAGUUAGAGACGUAUUUCAAUGGAAGAAAUUUUUCUAUAUGGGAAAGAUGACACUUUGAUCGCUCAGUCUGAUUUUAAAUGAAGGAGAGAAAAUAAUGUGUCCCUGUUUUGUGUAAGAAGGUCUUUUUGUCAAUUCAAUCAUAAGAACACUUUGCCAUGAGACCUUUGAGCCAGGGAUGGUCUGCUUUCCUGUGGAGUUAAAUCUGAAUGCACAUUGAACCAUUUCUGCUGAGGAAAUGGCAAAAAUUAGGUGUAUGUCCCCCAAAUGAAAUGCCUUUCUUCCCUCUCUGAUUGUUGGGGAAAAACGGUAGUUUAAUCUAAAGACCCCACCAAAAGGAAAUUUGCCUCAUAAAGAAUUCUACCGGGGACGAAACAAGAUACUUCUCUCCCUUUACUAUACAAGGAACAUCAAUGUUUUGUUUAGAGGCAUGCUCAGGUGACCCCGAAUGAACGUGCAAGCCAGGUAGAUAGAAUCCCACAUCCUGUAUUGCCUUGUAGCUUUGAAUGAUCCCGUGUCAAAAGUCUGUAUUUAGCAAAUUGACUUUGACAUUCCCUUCAGUCUGGAUUUCAGAUUUCAGUUGUGCAGGAAUUUUUUUUCCUAUCAGCUUUUGGGAUCUUAAUUAGUUUCCUUCAUAAGGGUCUGUGGGCACAAAAUGGCAUUGACCCUUGUUGAAUUGCAUGAUUUGACAAGUGGUUUUGUUAUUAAAGAAUAACAACUUGUGCAGGGCUGCACAGUGGUGAAGUUGAAACAUGGGUCAGAAGUUUUGUCACUCCUCCUCCAAUGUGUUAACUGCUUUGAUUGAUAAAAGUGUUAACACUUGCGUGAUGUGAAUUAAAAAAUAGAGAAAAAAGAGGUUUCUGCAGUGAGUUCAAAAUCUGAAUUGAUCAGCUGUUACUGUGGAAUCCAGGGCAUGUGGGGCACUACAAGCAUGUGAAAUAGAGAGACUUCCAAAGGAAGGUGGUUUAUUCCUUACAGUACACAUUUUGUUAAAAUGCGGCCAAAGUAUUUGGUCUGCACAGAGUGGUCGGCCCGAUCUGUUCUCUUUGAGUCAGUGGCUUACAGAAAGUCUUCUCUAAUAAAGGUAUGACAAAGCUUCCUUUUGCAGAGAAUUCACUUCCAGGGAAUUGACACAUCUGUCAAUUUUCAGCAGACAAAUGGCGGGAGUUAAUUAGGAUUUUUAUUUGAUAUGGAAAUGCUGCUGUGAUUCCUUAAAGAGGCUGUCGCAUCGUCAGCAACAAACAGCAGUGCCAAAGGCAGGCAUCUCAAAUCGGGUCCCUUGGUUAAUAAAAAUUUAAGAGUAGAAAAAAUCAAGGGAAGAGAUUAUAGAAGAUGAUAAAACACAAUAAUUAAAAAAUCAAAACAGAAGCAGGCUUGCAGUAGAAAGCUGUAUGAAUGGCAAAAAUAAUGUGAUAUUUGCAUUAACACUUCCAGGAAAUUAAUCAGUAGCCUAUUAUGAGUCCCCCACUCUACAUUAUGAGCAGAGCGUCAGUUUUUCACAUGAUCUAGCAUCUAUGGCCAUGAUGGAAUUUCCCAAAUCUUUAGUAAAUGAGCUACCAUGUAAAACAGUAGGUGCUGUAGCUGAGCUUGUGAACAUGAUUUAAAUGGAGACAGCAAAGCCUCACCCGCAGAUGGGUCCCAAGAAUAUGAGAAGCGCUGUGUCCUGCCUGGCUGAAGAAGUCAUGGAAAUAGAGAAUGAAAGGAGUCCUAUGUCUGUAAGAACAGGUGGCAGAAGAGAAUACAACAUUAGGGAUUUGGAGUGAACUGGUUGGCCAUUUUAAUAGUGAGGGAGGCUUACACUUGCUCAGUAAUAUAGGAGAGGACUUACAAACCCCAUGACACAUCUGUCAUCAGGAAGGAGAGAUAACAUGUUUCUCACUUUCCCACACAAACUCAGUUUCAAUAUAUUUAAACCUGAUGCAUAUGCUAAACCUGAAGUGCCUCUGCUGCUGCUGUUUCCACGGUAGCUCCCAGGAUGUGAGUAUCAUGUAGCAUGCAGAAGCUGAAAGGGCAGAGCCCCCCAACCUAUCCAUAGGAAAAGAAGGGAGAGAAGUAUUCUGCAAAACCCUGCUGCAGAGAAAAUUUUGUGGGAGAAUUCAACACUUGCUUGAGUUACAGCCUGCCUCUACAGAACCUUGAUGUCUUGUUCUAAUUAUGCAGCCUUCAAGCUGUAGCUGGUGAUCUGUGUCCCGUGUCUUUAAACAGUGCUGCUGGUGAUGUUAAUUGUAGCCAUUAGUCACUCAGAGCAGAGAUGAUUUAAAGGAAACUGACAACUUUAAGCAUUACACUUAAUGCCUAAGAAUAUUAAAUUGGUGAUUGUUACAAGUAAUGCCUAAGAUUAUGAUAACUUAAAGAUUUCCAGGGUUUGGUUGCAUUGUAUCCUUGAUGGGACUUAGUGUAUAGUCACUUUCCUGUAAGUAUGGUUGUCCCUGAGGCUCACAUGCGUCUUUGAUGCAGCAAUGGUAGAAAGAAUUAAACAGUAGAAAAUGUCAUGCUACAGAUGUUAAUAUAUUUGGAGGGGCAUAUUUAGAUUACCUGACACUAUUAAAAAAAUAGUUUUUCUGUUUGCUAGUGUUCAGCUUGAGAAUAAUGGCUCUUAAAUAAUUUGCUUCUAUAGCUCUUUCACCCUAUAGACUACUGUGUGAAAUGUGUUCUGCAAAACAUUCUCAGCUUUUCAUCCCUUCUCCUUGUGUUCAACAGCAUCCUAUCUUCUGUGUGUACUUUAUUAUUGUAAAAAAACCCCAACAGACUGAUAAUCUGAUCAAUAGAUCUUGAGGAUAAGUAUUUUAAAUAUUCCCCUUGUAUAAAUCUCUGGUUAACUGGGUGAGAUGGAAAAUGAGACCAAGACCAACCACAUCAUAGGAGAAUACAAAACAAAGAAUCUGGCUAGGAGUGUAGAUGAAACAGCUCUUGUGAUUUAAGAUGUUACUUUCCUUGACUGUUAGUUGUUACUUUUCACGUAGGAACUACUGCCCCAACAUUUAAUCAACAACACGUUAUGGAAGUACUCAUGUCCCAGUGAAGGCAGUGCACAAAUCAUGUUGACUCUGUUGAUUCUGCACUCAUGAAAAUACAAAACCACUCACAUAAUCUAUUAAUACAGCUCUGUUGUGAGAAUAAUGAUUAACAGCUAGUCAUGGUGACAGCUAAAAUUGCAGAUUGGCAAUCUGUGCCUUAAGGCUCUUGUUAUCUGUAGCACUUGCAUAGCAGUAACUAAUGAAUAAUGUUCUUUUUGCAUGCAGCAAUCUACUUUGGAGCCUUAUGGAAAAUAUUAUAGCACCAUAUCAAAAUUCAAAAUUAAAUUACAGGAGUAAUUUACAAACAGUGCUUGUAUCCUCAGGAUAAAAUUUGUUUGUUUCUCAGUUUAGUACUGUUAGGACUCAGGGGGUCUGAGAUUUGUAAAGCCAGGACAAGUUUAUUAAUCAUGUUCUUUCUUUGUAAAGUUUCAAUAACUAAUCUCUUUUCACAACUUGUUGUCAGUUUGAAUUUUAUUCAUGGAUAUAGUGAAAUGGUUAAUUUUGGUCUGUUGUGUUCUAACCUAAAGUCUGAAGAUAAAGCAACUUUGUGAAACAUCACUCUUUAUAUUGUAUAUUUAAAUAUCAUCGGUUCUCUGUGAUCAAUGGGCUGCUUUGGAGAGUGCUACUACUUUAAAUCAUCGUUGGCUAUUGAGGAAGAAUGACAUUCUGUUAAAUAAAAUAUGACCAAAUGAAAAUUAAAAUACAUAUAUAUUUUCGUGUUUGUA